AACAUUUCGCGACAAGAAAAAAUUCUGAAAAAAGUGUUUCAAAAAUGGUUUCACCGGGAAAUUGGCUCCAGGUCAUUGUGGAUGGUGAGCAGCCCAAGCUGAAUACCCUGCCCUCGUGUGUCACUGUCAGUGAUGUCAAAUCGGAUAAUUAUGUGAGGCUCAUAGCCACCGAUAUAGCCAUCGAUGAUGAGCCACCAAGGGCCACAUUGAAGGUGUUUCGGGGCAUUGAUUUGGAAUCGGAACACGAGCUAAAGGGCAUACCCUCGGCCAUUGCCAGUUUGUAUAUUGAUGAAUCGGAGCCAAAGACACCAAUUGUUGCUGUGGCCAUUGCCGAGUCGGUGCUAUUCUAUCGCCACAUGAAACCCUAUUUCAAGUACACCCUACCCGAACUGGAUGUCCUGGAUGAGGAAAGGGAAAUCUGGCGCAAACUCAAUCUAGUGGGUGUGGAGGAACAGGAGGCCCUGAUUGAGGGCCUUAAGGCCCUGGAACGACCCAAGCUGACAAGGAAGUCACAGCAUUUGUUGAACCUGCUGCCACCAGAGAGGAAUGACUUUAUACGCCAACAAGCCGAAGGCUCUCUCAUACGUUACUCCAAUGUGGUGGCCCUCAAAUGCUUGGCACGAGUUUCCAGCGGCGAUUCCCAGCCACCCUCUCAUUUGGUCAUUGCCACCGACAAUGGGGAAAUUAUCAUUGUAGAACCCCAAAGUUUUGGAGUGCUCUAUCGGGUCAUGGCCUGCCCCGACAUCACACCCAGUAUGUUGGCCGUUAAUGGAUUUUUUGAGACAGAUUUCUGCAUUGCCAUUGCCACUCGUUAUGGGUCGGUGUAUUUGCUGCGCAAGGCAGCUGCUGAGGGCCAAGAAAUAUUCAAACUCUCUCAUCCCCUAACGGGACUGGUACUCCUACCAAUUGAUCAGACCAUUGUGGUAUCCUCAAUGGACAAGAAAUUGGUAUGCUAUUCCAAGAAGGGCAAACAGUUAUAUAUGGUCCCCCUGCCGGAACAACCCAUAUGCAUGACCAUGAUCAAUUUGAGCCAUUUGGGUCUAUCACUCAUCUGUGUGGCCCUGGAAGGGGGUCUGGUACAAUUUUAUAUGCAAAAAUAUCUGGUGGAUGAAUUUCAAAUUGAGGGCACUGUGAGUUCCAUGGUUUUUGGCUAUCUGGGGCUGGAAGAACAUGUCUUGUGUUUGACCACCCUGGAGGGGGAUUUGGUAAUCAAAAUUUUGAAAAGGACAGCCACAUUUGAACCAAAUCAGAACUUGGCUGGUCGUGGUUUUCUGGGUAGCAGUGAUAUGGUGCAUGCCUCAGUCCUCGAGAAGCCGAAAAAGAGUUCGAUUUUUGUGGAACAGGUGGCCAGAGAGAAACAAAAUGCCAAGGCUACCUAUGGCAGUUUCCAAGUUGAGCUAUGGCGGCUGAGACACACCGCCGCCCGGGCCACAGUGGAUGCUUUGAACUCAUCGGAACGUACCAUAUCUGGUGAUAUAACCCAUGCCCCGGUCAAAUUGUCGGCUGAGGUUUGCGGUGUGGGUCCUGUCUUUCGUUUGUAUCUGACCAUUCAAAAUCUGAGCACCUAUAAAAUGGCCUCUAAUCUAAUGGUUCUGCUGCAUGCCGAUCGGAGGCAUUAUACCAUACAGAAAUCGGUGGCAAAGCUCCCAAGCAUUCUGCCGGGUGUACCCCUGAAAAUCGAUUUCGAAAUUGUUGCCGUAUUGGAUCCCAAUGACAAAUUACCACCACACACUUUGACCCCCGAGAACUCACACAUACGAGUGAUGAUAACGAAAACUCAACAGACCAAACCUUUGAUUGCGGCCGUCAUAGAUAUGCCACAGUCGGAGGCGAAUUUUUAAAGCAUAUGUUAAGGCGCCAUUAAAUAUUCACAAAAAUAACUGUUUGUUAAUA
Molecule: messenger RNA, 1893 nt
Organism: Musca domestica (house fly)
Lineage: Eukaryota; Metazoa; Arthropoda; Insecta; Diptera; Muscidae
Gene: BBS1
Product: Bardet-Biedl syndrome 1 protein homolog
Exons: 5
Coding region: 45-1841 (598 amino acids)
Biological process (GO): protein localization to cilium; non-motile cilium assembly
Cellular component (GO): BBSome; axoneme; centrosome
Molecular function (GO): patched binding; smoothened binding
Source: RefSeq, a predicted model, not a curated record